Molecule: messenger RNA, 6658 nt
Organism: Girardinichthys multiradiatus
Lineage: Eukaryota; Metazoa; Chordata; Actinopteri; Cyprinodontiformes; Goodeidae
Product: citron Rho-interacting kinase
Exons: 40
Coding region: 351-5267 (1638 amino acids)
Biological process (GO): peptidyl-threonine phosphorylation; actomyosin structure organization
Cellular component (GO): cytoskeleton; cytoplasm
Molecular function (GO): protein serine/threonine kinase activity
Source: RefSeq, a predicted model, not a curated record
UCCUCUCUGUGAGCAGUAAUCUCCACUCACGCUCGCUGCCUCACAGUGAUCUGAACUGCCACAGUGAAUCUCUCUCCUCCAUCAGCUUCACUUUCUCCCCAGUGAGGAUGACAUCCCCGAUUUUGAUGAACCAGCGAAGCUUUCAUUCCAGCAGGAGGCUUCCGAGGGAGACCCCACACGAACGGGCUUAUGGGAUGAGGAGGAGCUGUGUCUAAGGAGCUUCAUAGAAAACCUGCCAGCCCUAGAAGGCACUGGAUUACCGACUUCAGUCAUCAGCUCUCAAAUUAGGAUCAUCUCUCUGGAAAAAACAAACUACUCUCACACUCAAAGUAGUCGAGAAAACCAGGCAAAUGUCACAGGUUGAACAAGAGAUCUCACCGGUCCAGAGAAAGAUGUCUGACCUUGAGUCAGUUCUCCAGCAGAAGGACAUCGAACUGAAGGCAUCAGAGACUCAGAGGACAAUUCUGGAACAGGACUUGGCAACGUACAUCACAGAAUGCAGUAGUUUGAAGCGCAGUUUAGAACAAGCACGUUUGGAAGUGACCCAAGAAGAUGAUAAAGCACUCCAGCUGCUACAUGGCAUCCGAGAGCAAAGCAACAAGCUUCAGGAGAUCAAAGAGCAGGAGUACCAUGCUCAACUAGAGGAGAUGCGAGUUUCCAUUAGACAGCUGGAAGAGGACCUGUCUGCUGCCCGUCGCCGCAGCGAUCUGUAUGAAGCUGAGCUGAAGGAGUCUCGACAAGCCAAUGAGGAGCUGAAGAGGAAGGCUGCAGACUAUCAGCACAGGAUUCAGAAGGCCAAAGAGCAGGGAAAAGCAGAGGUAGAGGAGAUGGUCACCAAACUGGAAAAGGCUGGUGCUGAGCAGCAGGUGAAGAUCCAGGACCUACAAGAGAAGCUUGCAAAGACAUCAAAGGCCAGUGCUGAGGCGACAGACCAUCUUCAGGGUAUGAAAAUGGCCAAAGAGCGCCUGGAGCGGGACCUAGACAGGUUGCAGAAUAAGGAGGACUCCAGUGACAGCCUGCGCAGACGUCUCCGUGAGACUGAGGAUGGAAGGAAAACUCUUGAGAACCAAGUGAAAAGGCUGGAGAUUGUUGAGCGCCGGGAGACUAAACUAAAAGAUGAGCUUCAGAGCAAGGCUCAGCAGAUUCAGCAGAUGGCAGAAAAGAUUCUGGAGUUGGAGGAGAAUCUGCGAGAGACCCAGUCAACAGCCCAACGGCUAGAAACCCAUCUGAAACAGAAGGAAAAGCUCUACGAAGACAAAAUAAAGGUUCUGGAGGCUCAAAUGAAGGCGGACAUGGCAGAUAAGGAGAUACUGGAGUCCAGUCAGAGCAAAUAUGAGGAGGAGGUGCGGGAGAAGUGCACCAUCAUCAGUGAACAGAAGGCGACCAUUAAUGCAAUGGACUCAAAGAUGAACAGCCUGGAGCAGAGAAUUGCAGAGCUGUCAGAGGCUAAUAAACUGGCAGCUAACAGCAGUAUCUACACUCAGAAGAACAUGAAAGCUCAAGAAGAGAUGAUCUCUGAGCUUCGCCAGCAGAAGUUUUACCUGGAGUCUCAGGCUGGAAAGUUGGAAGCCCAGAAUGCCAAACUGGAAGAGCAUCUUGAGAAAAUGAGUCAGCAGGAGCAAAGCAAUAAGAGCCGCGUGCUGGAGCUGGAAACUCGGCUCAGAGAGAUUGGACUGGAGCAUGAGGAGCAGAAGCUGGAAAUUAAGCGUCAGGUGACAGAGUUGACCCUGUCGCUGCAAGAGCGCGAAGCUCAAAUUAGCAACUUUCAGGCAGCUCGCCGUGCUCUGGAAAACCAACUACAGCAGGCCAAGACUGAGCUGGAGGAGACCACAGCAGAGGCUGAGGAGGAGAUCACAGUUCUCAGGGCACACCGAGAUGAGAUACAGCGCAAGUAUGAUGCCUUGAGAGACAGCUGUGCUGUGAUCACUGAUCUUGAGGAGCAGCUAACCACACUGACUCAGGAGAAUGCUGAGCUGAACCGCCAGAACUUUUACCUGUCCAAGCAGCUGGACGAGGCCUCUGAUGAGAGGGAGGAUCGGCUGCACCUCAGCCAGGAUGUUGACAGGCUGCGACAUGAGGUUGCUGACCGUGAAAUGCACCUCAACAACCAGAAGCAAAACCUUGAGACUCUGAAGACCACGUGCACCAUGCUGGAAGAACAAGUUGUUGAGCUAGAGAGCCUGAAUGAUGAACUGCUGGAGAAGGAGAGACAAUGGGAAGCCUGGAGGUCAACACUAGAAGAGGAGAAGAACCAGGCCGAGAGGAGAACCAGGGAGGUCCAGAGGCUGCUGGAUACUGAGAAACAGAACAGGCUUCGCACGGAGCAGCGUUGUACUGAGUCUCGUCAGGCUGUGGAACAAGCCGUUAAAGAGCACAAAGCUGAGAUCCUGGCCCUGCAACAAGCUCUUAAAGACCAGAAACUCAAAGCUGAGAGCCUUGCAGACACUUUAAAUGAUUUGGAGAAGAAGCAUUCCAUGCUGGAGAUGAAUGCCCGCAGUUUGCAGCAGAAGCUGGAGACUGAGAGGGAUGUGAAGCAAAGACUGCUGGAAGAACAGGAGAAGCUGCAGCAGCAGCUGGAUGCCCAGAAGACUCAUAUAUUCCACCUGACCCAGGGACUGCAGGAUGCUUUGGACCAGACAGAUUUACUGAAAACAGAGAGGACUGACUUGGAAUACCAGCUGGAGAACAUCCAGGCUGUAUACUCUCAUGAGAAGGUGAAAAUGGAGGGAACCAUCACCCAGCAGACCAAGCUUAUAGACUUUCUUCAGGCUCAGGCCCAUGGUGGCUCCAAGAAGAAAAAAGGUCUUUUUGGGCGUAGGCGAGAGGACCUCUUAGCUGCCAUGGCUGCUCAGGCCCAGGCGCAGGGUCAGAGUCAGGGUCAAGGUCAGGUGUCCCCAGUGCCCCCCGUUCAGCCAGUGCCUUUGCAGUACAGUGACAUGAAGGCAGCUCUGGACAAAGAGCGUGCUCGUUGCUCUGAGCUGGAAGAUGCUCUACAGAAAAUGAGAGCAGAGCUGCGAUCUCUGAGAGAAGAAGCUCUCCAGUGUAAGGAUCAUGGCAGCACUACAAACCCAGGCACAGCAAGGCAGCAGAUAAUUAUGUCUGCUAUGGUGAAGUCUCCUGAGCAUCAGCAGGGCCCGACUAGCCUGGCACCCUCCAACUCAGGACGCAGGAAGGAUACUCCAACACCUGAAGAGGGAAGGAGGGUCACAUUUGAAAAAUACAGCCGUCGUUUGAAGGACAGUCAGAGAGACCGAGAGAGGGAGCGAGAGCGGGUGCUCCACCACAACACUCCUCACCGAUUCACAGUGGGACUCAACAUGAGAGCCGCCAAGUGUACUGUGUGCCUGGAUACCGUUCACUUUGGUCGCCAAGCAGCAACGUGUCUUGAAUGUCAUGCUCUGUGCCAUCCAAAGUGCUCAGCCUGCCUUCCCGCCACCUGUGGCAUGUCGAGUGACUGCUCGCUGCAUCUCUCUGAGGGCCUGUGUCGAGACAAAGGCAGUUCUCCAGGCCAACAGAUCAAAGAGGCCGGUGGGCACAUGCAUCUGGAGGGUUGGAUGAAGCAGCCCAGGAAUGGAAAACGGGGUCAGGGCUGGGAGAGAAAAUAUGUCGUCCUGGAUGGCACUAAAGUUUCCAUCUAUGAGAUUGAGCCAAGAGAAGAGUCUGUGAAGCCACUGGAGGAGUUUGACCUGUGUCUGUCAGAGGGAGAGGUGAUGAUUCAUGGAGCUGUUGGAGCAUCUGAGCUACCAAACACUGCCAAAUCUGAUGUUCCCUACAUCCUGAAGCUCGAGUCCCGUUGCCAUGCCCCCUGCUGGCCUGGUCAGGCCAUUUAUUUCAUGGCCCCCAGUUUCCCAGACAAACAGCGAUGGGUGGCUGUGAUGGAGUCUGUGGUGGCCGGGGGACGAGCCGCUCGAGAGAAGGCAGAGGCUGACGCAAAGCUACUUGGAAAUUCUCUGCUGAAACUGGAGGGGGAUGAUAGACUGGAUAUUAACUGCACACUUCCUCUAACUGAUCAGAUUGUUCUGGUGGGAUCUGAAGAGGGACUGUAUGCUCUGAAUGUCAUAAAGAACUCCCUGACUCACAUCCCUGGCCUAGGAUCAGUUUUUCAGAUACAGAUCAUCAAAGAGCAGGAGAAACUGUUGAUGAUUGUUGGGGAUGAGCGGGCCUUGUGUCUGGUGGAGAUUAAGAGAGUGAAGCAGUCCCUGGCCCAGUCCCACCUGCCCAGCCAAACUGAACUGGCUCCCUACAUCUUUGAGACUGUGAAAGGCUGCCAUCUGUUUGCUGCUGGGAGAGUUGACAACGGGCCUUGUAUAUGUGCUGCGAUGCCAAACAAGAUAACCAUAUUGCGCUAUAAUGACAAUCUCAACAAAUACUGCAUCCGCAAAGAAAUUGAAACUCUGGAGCCCUGCAGCUGCAUUCAUCUGACCAGCUACAGCAUCAUCAUCGGCACCAACAAGUUCUAUGAAAUUGAGAUGAAGCAGUAUGUGCUCGAGGAGUUCCUGGACAAGAAUGAUGUAUCGCUGGCCUCAGCCGUGUUCGCAGCCUCUUCUCACAGUUUCCCCAUCGCCAUCAUGCAGGUGGCCAGCAGCCUGCAGAAGGAGGAAUACCUACUCUGUUUUCAUGAAUUUGGUUUCUUUGUGGAUUCGUAUGGACGAAGAAGUCGGACUGAUGAAAUCAAGUGGAGCCGUGUGCCUCUGUCUUUUGCCUAUAGAGAGCCGUACCUGUUUGUCACCUACUUCAACUCCCUGGAUGUCAUUGAAGUUCAAGGACACGCAGCAGUGGGUCCCGCAGUGCUGGCCCACCUAGACAUUCCAAAUCCUCGUUACCUGGGCCCAGCCAUCUCCUCUGGAGCCAUUUACCUCGCCUCUUCCUAUCAGAGUAAACUACGGGUCAUCUGCUGUAAGGGAAGCCUGAUCAGAGAGUCCGGAGAGCUCCAGAGGACCGGCUCCAGCAGAGGUAGUCCCAGUAAGCGAUGCCCCCCCACCUACACGGAGCACAUUACCAAGCGCUUAACUUCAGGCCCUGGCAGCCAUGACGGUUUGCACCGGGAACCGAGCACCCCGCACCGUUACCGAGAGGGUCGCACGGAGUUCAGAAGAGACAAAUCCCCUGCUCGACCCCUGGACAGAGAGAAGUCUCCCGGCAGGGUGCUGGACAGUCGUAGGGAGAGGUCUCCUGGGAGAUUUGGGGACAGCACACGACUCCAUGCUGGGUCUGUCCGAACACAGCUUGCCCCUGUUAACAAGGUCUGGGAUCAGUCAUCAGUGUGAGUCCCCCAUGCUGCUAAUGACUGAAGCUAAGGAAAAAGAACACACAGGAAGCCCUUAAUCCACCUUGAGUUUAAGCACACCAAUCCAUGUCUGAGGCCGGCUGUCAGCCCCAUCGCCUGUACAUACUGCAGCCUGAGGUUCUGGUCCAGCAACACUGCAGAGGCUCGAGUCUCCUGUGACAAUCCUUGUUCCAACAUAUGCUUUCAUGGAAAUUACCCAGCAGUAGAUUUGGUUGGCAGGGAGGCUGCGCUGUUCUCCAGGCAGUGAGACUCUUUUCUUAAAUUCUCAGCUGUACAUAUAUGUGUGAGUUUUUAUAAAGGGAACAAUCGGCUGGUGAAGCCAUGUCUAUUUUUUUUAAAAGAGUUUCUAAAGAUGUUGCAGGGAGGUUCGUAAUGUUGUUAGCUAAGAAAUACAAUAUAACACACUGCUCAAAACAAUAAAGGGAACACUUAAACAACACAAUAUAACUCCAAGUAAAUCAAACUUCUGUGAAAUAUGGACAGGACCGCCCGUUCCCCAGACCUGAAUCCAAUUAUGUUUUUGUGUGAUAUUGUCAGCACAUUCAACUUUGUACAGAACAAAGUAUCUAAUGAGAAUAUUUCAUUCAUUCAGAUCUAAAAUGUGUUAUUUGAGUGUUCCCUUUAUUUUUUGAGCAGUGUAUCAUCCUCUCAUGAAAUAUCACUUUAUGGUUUCUUUUCUCUGCUCAGAGAAUGAGACCAAAUUUUAGGCACCUACAUGACUCAUGUAGAGACUGCACUCCAGACGGCAAAUCUUUGCACUAGAGAUUGGGUUUGAACAGAAGUUACAGACUUGUUCUUGUCACAUGGCCCAUCUUCUUACUUCAGAUCAAAUAAACGGUCCUCUUCACUAACUAGCCUUUGAUAUUUCAAUGCAUACGAUUGCUUUAUUGACCGUUGUUGUCCAGCCUCACUUUGUAAAACAAGCAAUGAUUUGCUCCAAGUGUUCUUUGUGGUGUUUUUAGCAAAACUAUGAAAAAGAAACAUGCAGCUCUGCCUCUGAUGCCGGAUGUUGCGCAGUCAGGCAGGUUCUGGCCGCCUCAGCUUGCUCUUAGUCUGCCGCUGCUGAUUGUGGUAGAGAUGUCCUGUUUCCGUGCAGUGAUAUGAAGUCUAGUAACUGUCAGGGGUUAUCACCUCCCCGUGUUGUUUCUUUGGGCCAGUAAGAACACCUGAACUCUUUACAUCAGUAAGCAUGACUUACUUAAUCAAGCAUUAGUUGCUUUUGGAUCUUGAUUCUUUUUCUUGGUUGUUCUCUUCUGUCAUGUAAUCACUUGACUUUGCAUUCAAUAAGUACACAUUGAUGUUGGUAACUUAAGAUUUUCUUGGUUUCUAAACAUGUAUAAGAGAACAUACAUUAAACAUGAUCAAAGUGUC